Molecule: messenger RNA, 482 nt
Organism: Colletotrichum navitas
Lineage: Eukaryota; Fungi; Ascomycota; Sordariomycetes; Glomerellales; Glomerellaceae
Exons: 1
Coding region: 180-398 (72 amino acids)
Source: RefSeq, a predicted model, not a curated record
CCAGGGGAUUGCGAGCGCGAGAUCAAAGCGAUGGAAGAUAAGGGGGGGGUGGGGAAAACGAGGUUUGGGCAGAGACAGGAGCUGCUGACUGUUUUCUGUCGCCUGUCAGUCAAAGUUGAGGGAUGAACAGUUGGCGUGAAGUGCUGGCGUGGAUUUUGCUUCUCUUGUAGGCUGAAUGGAUGAUAGGCCGUCUUCUUGUUCCCUUGCUUUUUAUUGAUAUAUUAUUUUUGAACCUCCGAAGGGAGGGCGGGUGUUCGGCGAAGGCGAUGGGGCCUGUCUGUCGUUGCUGCGGCUGCGGCUCGACACCAUGCCACGACUGUGGGCUGUGGAGUUCACGUAUUCAACAACCAUGUAUCGUAAGCAGUAAGCAGGCUGUGUGGGUCUGCUGUAUAUGGUAGGUCCUAGUUAAAGACGAAAAAGUGCACUGACUACCGUAUCCUUAGAAUGAGUGGUGAAGAAUCAAUACUAAAUGGCGAGAGUUG